AUGCUUUUACCAGUUACGAAACGUUUGGGAAGGCCAGGGUUUAUUUCUUCAAGCUCUUCAAGAGUUUGUGGGAAGCAGCAAAGGCGUCAGAUUAUGGGGUUUGUGCGCAACGCCUUAGGAUUGGAUCCUCCUACGUCCCCAGAUGAGCCUACGGUUGAUAAUAGGUUCCAUCCAUGGGAUCAAUCGCCAUCGCCAGAGUUGAGGGAACGGGCAGCUAGGAUUAAGGCGUUGGCGAAGUGUCCUGUAACGGGAAAGAAUAUUCAGUUUAGUUGUAAAUAUUCUGGAAUUCCUACACAUCAUUCGGAGGAGGCAUGGAAAAACGAUAGUGAAUACCACGAAUCGAAGCGGUAUAGAUUGUUGAAGAAGGUUAAUAUAUAUGAGCAUGACUUAAGGAGUGGGCGGCCAUUUUUGGAGUUUGAUUUUCCUGAGCAGCAGGAUUAUGAUCGUAUGGUGAAUAUGAUGAAUUGGGAUUUAUAUUUUUAUACUAGGUCGUUUUUUUCAAUGGAUACAGAGUUUCAGCUUGCAGCAGUAACUAAGAUGUUGUCCUAUCCUAUUACUAUUGGCUCUAUUUUGCACCAAUAUUCGCCAUAUUCUCUAAACCCGAAAGGUCCCAUUACGUUAGAAGGCUUGAAGUCUCUUGCAGCCCUACGUUAUACUUUAUAUCCUGAACAGAAUCGAAGAGUGAGAUCAAUACAAGAUAAGCCCUUGAGGGUGUUCAUUCUAGGAGCACGUGCGGAAGCACAACUGCCCGGACAUGUUUGGAAACAGCUUCAAUAUUUGUUCCCAGAAUCGCUGAUUGAACUUCACUUUGUUGGCCCGGAAUCAAACUAUGACCGUGAGAAAAGAGAAUAUGUGACUUCUUCAAUACCUGUCGUUAAAAGAAUUGAUGACACGAUGAAAAUGCAUUAUCAUACUGAUUACUUUCAUGUAUUUCACGAAGCCCAGGACUUUUUCCCAUAUGAUCCAUACAAUGACAUCUUCUUUUGUUUCCAUCCAGGGUUUGGCUCUCCAGAGACGAGGGAUACUUGGAUGAAUUCAACUUUACAGGCAUUAUUACAAACAAAAUGUGCCAUCUUCACCACCGGAUUUAACAAGAAGGAUCUGAUGGAUGAUCUCCAAGCGGUUAAAGAAAAAUAUGGGGAUGAGUUAGACAUGCUAGUGGAUCCAACUAAAAAUGUCUUUGGCAGUACAAAGUGGGAACUGAACGAUUUGAAUCCACAUGAGGUAUAUCAAUUCAAUAUGUACAUUGCAGGCUUUAGAGGAAAGAGAUACCAUGCUAUCGAAUUAUGA
Messenger RNA from Eremothecium cymbalariae DBVPG#7215, 1290 nucleotides. It is a transcript of the gene MSS51, whose product is annotated as Mss51p. The coding region runs from base 1 to 1290 and encodes 429 amino acids. NCBI's taxonomy places the organism in Eukaryota, Fungi, Ascomycota, Saccharomycetes, Saccharomycetales, Saccharomycetaceae. The record is from RefSeq and is a predicted model, not a curated record. The transcript has a single exon. Gene Ontology annotation, biological process: mitochondrial respiratory chain complex IV assembly. Gene Ontology annotation, cellular component: extrinsic component of mitochondrial inner membrane.